Didymodactylos carnosus is the source of this 1098-nucleotide messenger RNA. Lineage: Eukaryota; Metazoa; Rotifera; Eurotatoria; Philodinida; Philodinidae. The record is from the annotation of a GenBank genome assembly.
AUGAACAAUACCAAUAUCAAUGUUCGACAACCAUUGUAUUCAUUCGUUACACAUAAUAGUGUAGUACAACAAUUAAUCCAUAAUGUAUAUUUUAUCUCAACAGUAUCUAUACUAUCAAUUGUGAUAUCUAUCAUGUUUUAUAAUGUACAACAAAAAAGAAUGGUAUUACGUGUUGUUAAAUUAUAUUAUUAUCCCAUAAAAUCAUGUCGCGGCAUACAAAUUGCUACUGCAAGACUAAAUCGUCUUGGAAUUGAAUAUGACAGAAAUUGGAUGAUUAUAAAUCCAAGUACUGGAAAACAACGUACAGCAAGAGAAUUACGAAAAAUGACUACUAUUAUACCAUCUUUUAAUACAUUACAAGACGGUACAUUACAACUAAUUUUAAAUGGGAAAUAUUCUACGACCAGCGUUAGUAUACCUGUAAUACCACCCGAAAAUUCACCGAGCAAAGAUGUGAAUGUAUGGGAUAAUAUAUUAAAAGCCAGUGUAUAUAGUUGUGAUGUAAAUACAUGGUUGACCGAAUAUUUAGAUACACCAUGCGAAUUAGUUACAAUCGAUAAAGGUAAUGUAUUCUCGUUCGAACGUCAUCUAGCUACUGACUACACUGCUGCAAACAUGAAUAAACAAAAUAAUUAUAGCACGUCUGCUUUUGCUGAUGGCUAUCCGUUGCUAAUAACAACAGUCGCGUCAUUACGAGAUUUAAAUAAAAAGAUAAAAGCUGACAUUGGUACAAACGCAAAUGAUGUGUUAAUGGAAGCUUUUCGACCAAAUAUUGUAGUAGAUGCACCGAGUUUACGUGGUUGGGAUGAAGAUAAUUGGGAAUAUAUUACUAUUAAUGGCAUAGAAAUUCAUACACCUAAGCCAUGUGGUCGUUGUACUAUUCCAUUAAUCCAUCCUUAUGAUGGAACACGCAAUAAAGAAGGCCAACCUAUUAGAUCAUUACGUAAAUAUCGUACUAAUAAAAGUAUGGAUGCAGUAAUAUUUGGUCAAAAUGGUAUACAUUUAUCUGGUGGUGAAAUUCAUGUUGGUGAUAUAGUGACCAUAAAACGUAGACUGAAACCACUUAUUUAUCACACUAAAGUUGAUUCUGAUCUCUGA